CCGGAGGAGCUCAGGCUGGGCAGAUGCUGCGGCUCGCCGCGCGGCUCCAGCUGGGGCGCGGUGGUCCCGAGGGUCACCCGAAUCGUAGGGAGUCGCCGCUGGACAGGGGCUCGGCGCCCGGCAGGGACUGCAGGCAAUGACCCAGGAUGCAGCCAGGGGCCACGACAUGCACGGAGGACCGCAUCCAGCAUGCCCUGGAACGCUGCCUGCAUGGACUCAGCCUCGGCCGCCGCUCCACCUCCUGGUCAGCUGGGCUGUGUCUGAACUGCUGGAGCCUGCAGGAGCUGGUCAGCAGAGACCCGGGCCACUUCCUUAUCCUCCUCGAGCAGAUCCUGCAGAAGACCCGAGAGGUCCAGGAGAAGGGCAGCUACGACCUGCUCACCCCCCUGGCCCUGCUCUUCUAUUCCACUGUUCUUUGUACACCACACUUCCCACCAGACUCGGAUCUUCUUCUGAAGGCAGCCAGCACCUACCACCGGUUCCUGACCUGGCCUGUUCCUUACUGCAGCAUCUGCCAGGAGCUGCUCACCUUCAUCGAUGCUGAACUCAAGGCCCCAGGGAUCUCCUACCAGAGGCUGGUGAGGGCUGAGCAGGGUCUGCCCAUCAGGAGUCACCGCAGCUCCACCGUCACCGUGCUGUUGCUGAACCCAGUAGAAGUGCAGGCCGAGUUCCUCGCUGUAGCCAAUAAGCUGAGCACCCCCGGACACUCGCCUCACAGUGCCUACACCACCCUGCUCCUGCAUGCCUUCCAGGCCACCUUUGGGGCCCACUGUGACGUCCCGGGCCUGCACUGCAGGCUGCAGGCCAAGACCCUGGCAGAGCUUGAGGACAUCUUCACGGAGACCGCAGAGGCACAGGAGCUGGCAUCUGGCAUCGGAGAUGCUGCAGAGGCCCGGCGGUGGCUCAGGACCAAGCUGCAGGCGGUGGGAGAAAAAGCUGGCUUCCCUGGGGUGUUAGACACUGCAAAACCAGGGAAGCUCCAUACCAUCCCCAUCCCUGUCGCCCGGUGUUACACCUACAGCUGGAACCAGGACAGCUUUGACAUCCUGCAGGAAAUCCUGCUCAAGGAACAGGAGCUGCUCCAGCCAGGGAUCCUGGCAGAUGAUGAAGAGGAGGAAGAGGAGGAGGAGGAGGAGGAGGAGGAGGACUUGGAAACUGACGGGCAUUGUGCCGAGAGAGACUCCCUGCUCUCCACCAGCUCUUUGGCGUCCCACGACUCCACCCUGUCCCUCGCAUCCUCCCAGGCCUCAGGGCCGGCCCUCUCGCGCCAUCUGCUGACUUCCUUUGUCUCAGGCCUCUCGGAUGGCAUGGACAGCGGCUACGUGGAGGACAGCGAGGAGAGCUCCUCCGAGUGGCCCAGGAGGCGCGGCAGCCAGGAACGCCGGGGCCACCGCAGGCCUGGGCAGAAGUUCAUCAGGAUCUAUAAACUCUUCAAGAGCACCAGCCAGCUGGUACUGCGGAGGGACUCUCGGAGCCUGGAGGGCAACUCGGACACGGCCCUGCCCCUGCGGCGGGCAGGGAGCCUCUGCAGCCCCCUGGACGAACCAGUAUCGCCCCCUUCCCGGGCCCAGCGCUCCCGCUCCCUGCCCCAGCCCAAACUCAGUACCCAGCUGCCCAGCUGGCUUCUAGCCCCCGCUUCACGUCACCAGCGCCGCCGCCCCUUCCUGAGUGGAGAUGAGGAUCCCAAGGCCUCCACGUUACGUGUUGUGGUCUUUGGCUCCGAUCGGAUUUCAGGGAAGGUGGCCCGGGCAUACAGCAACCUUCGGCGGCUGGAGAACAAUCGCCCACUCCUCACACGGUUCUUCAAACUUCAGUUCUUCUAUGUGCCUGUGAAGCGAAGUCACGGGACCAGCCCUGGUGCCUGUCCACCCCCUCGGAGCCAGACGCCCUCACCCCCGACAGACUCCCCUAGGCACGCCAGCCCUGGAGAGCUGGGCACCACGCCAUGGGAGGAGAGCACCAAUGACAUCUCCCACUACCUCGGCAUGCUGGACCCCUGGUAUGAGCGCAAUGUGCUAGGCCUCAUGCACCUGCCCCCUGAAGUUCUGUGCCAGCAGUCCCUGAAGGCUGAAGCCCAGGCCCUGGAGGGCUCCCCCACCCAGCUGCCCAUCCUGGCCGACAUGCUACUCUACUACUGCCGCUUUGCCGCCAGACCGGUGCUGCUGCAAGUCUAUCAGACGGAGCUGACCUUCAUCACUGGGGAGAAGACGACAGAGAUCUUCAUCCACUCCUUGGAGCUGGGUCACUCCGCUGCCACACGUGCCAUCAAGGCUUCGGGUCCUGGCAGCAAGCGGCUGGGCAUCGAUGACGACCGGGAGGCUGUUCCUCUAACACUACAGAUUAUUUACAGCAAGGGGGCCAUCAGUGGACGAAGUCGCUGGAGCAACCUGGAGAAGGUCUGUACCUCCGUGAACCUCAACAAGGCCUGCCGGAAGCAGGAGGAGCUGGAUUCCAGCAUGGAGGCCCUGACGCUAAACCUGACAGAAGUGGUGAAAAGGCAGAACUCCAAAUCCAAGAAGGGCUUUAACCAGAUUAGCACAUCGCAGAUCAAAGUGGACAAGGUGCAGAUCAUCGGUUCCAACAGCUGCCCGUUUGCUGUGUGCCUGGACCAGGAUGAGAGGAAGAUCCUGCAGAGUGUAGUCAGAUGUGAGGUUUCACCCUGCUACAAGCCGGAGAAGAGCGACCUCUCCUCGCCACCCCAGAGGCCUCCCGACCUGCCGGCCCAGGCCGCGCCUGAUCUCUGCUCCCUUCUCUGCCUGCCCAUCAUGACUUUCAGUGGAGCUCUGCCCUAGUGUGGGCCCAGCGCCAGACUGGACAGAAGCCCUGGGGCAACCUCCUGUGUGAGCCCUGGGACAGUCCCUGUCUGCGGAGAACGGAGUGGUCCUGUGCAGAGACAGAGUCCCACUGUGGGUCCUGCAAUGGGCAGGGUGUGGGGGUACAGGGUUUCUGGGGUCUCAGCAUUCUGGGAAAGGAACAGCUAUCAGGGAGAGAAGGGCCAGACCCCAUAGCCUCUCAGAUUCCUCGCAGUAGAAGAAGGAUGGAUAAAUUGACCUCCAAAGUCCCUGACCACUAGCAUGGUCUAGGAUGCUUUCUAGAAGGAAGAUCUGAGGCUCUGGUGCUCAGGGGGAUGGCUUGGGCCUUUUCUCUCAACCUUGGCUGAGCCUACCCCUUACUUUGUCAAAGACUUGAGGACCCUGUAUGUCUGGAGUUCAAUCCCCUCCUCUCUGGCGGCUCAGGUGACUGAAAUGUGGAUGAAAUAUUUCUCUACUUCAAGACCACCUCUCCCUCCAAACACACACA
Mandrillus leucophaeus (drill) is the source of this 3300-nucleotide messenger RNA. It is a transcript of the gene PIK3R5, whose product is annotated as phosphoinositide-3-kinase, regulatory subunit 5. Gene Ontology annotation, biological process: positive regulation of MAP kinase activity; G protein-coupled receptor signaling pathway. Gene Ontology annotation, molecular function: 1-phosphatidylinositol-3-kinase regulator activity. The transcript has 19 exons. Gene Ontology annotation, cellular component: phosphatidylinositol 3-kinase complex, class IB. The coding region runs from base 147 to 2792 and encodes 881 amino acids. The record is from RefSeq and is a predicted model, not a curated record. Lineage: Eukaryota; Metazoa; Chordata; Mammalia; Primates; Cercopithecidae.